Laccaria bicolor S238N-H82 is the source of this 363-nucleotide messenger RNA. RefSeq lists its product as uncharacterized. The record is from RefSeq and is a predicted model, not a curated record. Lineage: Eukaryota; Fungi; Basidiomycota; Agaricomycetes; Agaricales; Hydnangiaceae. Gene Ontology annotation, biological process: protein import into mitochondrial intermembrane space. Gene Ontology annotation, cellular component: mitochondrial intermembrane space. The transcript is spliced from 2 exons. The annotation marks the transcript as partial. Gene Ontology annotation, molecular function: protein-disulfide reductase activity.
GGGGAAAUCAACUGGGACUGUCCAUGUCUCGGUGGAAUGGCCCAUGGCCCAUGCGGUCCUGAAUUCCGAGAAGCCUUCUCGUGUUUUGUGUUUUCAGAGGACGAACCAAAGGGCAUUAACUGUGUUGAAAAGUUCAAGCAUAUGCAGGAUUGCUUUAGGGCUCAUCCGGAGGUAUACGCUGAUGAAAUAAUGAAUGAUGAUGACGACGAGGGUGAAGAGGCUUUACCAGUAACCGAGACAGCUGGUCUCUCUUCAACGCCGGAAGGCACUGCAGUCGGAGAAGCUGACCCCGCAGGCAUACCUGCGCCUGAAAAGCCACGACGGACAAAGCUCGACAAGCCGUCCACGACCACCUCAUCAUAA